AUGGAGACGACCAACGUGCCCGAACGGUCAGGGUCCAACAUGUCGGAGGACUCUAGCGGCUCCUCAGAAGACCGCGUACGCAAGUUCCAAAAGACGGGCGACCAGGGCAGCCGCCUGCGCAAGACGAGUGCAUCCAAUGCCAUAAGCGCAGCCCGCCCGCUGCCUUCCAUCAACAACAACGCCGCAGGACGGGGCAGGGCCAAGGUGCCGUUGGGCCCCCGCGAGCGGCCCCAGGACUUCACCAAGCAGAGAAUGGCAAGCGGCGCCAGCGUUGCUUCCCUCGAGACGCGCUCCUUCCUGCCCACGCCCGCGAAUGAGACGGCGGCCACGCGUACCGUCCCCUCGAACCCACGCUUCAGCUUCACCAAGCAGCCGCAGCCCGGACCUGCAAAGGAGGAGCCCGCUGAGAGCACCGGCUCGUACGACUUCCUGCCCGCCGUCAACUUCGACGACUUCGCCAACAGCCUCGCGUAUGAGCCCGCUCUGAGCGACUUCCCUGCGCCUGGCACGUUUAAGGCCAACGUGCCUGCCAACACGACCACGCCCAGUAACAACAACAUGCCGUCAUUCACGGGAACGCCCACCGACAAGCCGCCCACACGCAGCAGCGACUUCGUUCGCCGCUUCAGCCAGUCCACCGCGAGGAAGCCAAGUGGCGCCUCUACCGCAUCGGGCUCUGACACGAACAUGCCAGCGCCCCAGAGCAACAUGGCCAUUCGUUCACGUCGUCAAAGUCAAUUCCCCGCCCAGGCACCCCCAAAUCCAGCUGCCCGAGCACCACGGAAGAGCGUUGGCCCUGGAAUGCUGCCUUCAAGUAGCUUCGAGCGCCAGGAAAUGGACAGACUGGCCAACGACAACACAAUGCCCCAGCUCGGCCGUGCGCCGUCACUGAACAAGGGGAACAGGCGAGAAACACUGUCUGCAAACAUCAACACAGCUCCUACCACUGGAGUACCCAGGCUCCCAACUGCCGCACGCAACGCCAAAGCAAAGUCCUUACAACCGCCUUCGAGACAGCAACCGGGCCACCUGACUGUCUCAUCCAUGACCCCCGAUCCAAGUUCAAUGCCUUCCCCUGGCAGGUCUCCCGCUGCGCAAAGAUCGUACACACCUUCGUCCUCCUCGAGCAAACGGCAGUCGACGGCUCCUCACAUCUCUGGGCUUGGCGCGCGAACCAUCAGCCCCACAGACGCUCGGCGGCUCAGAAGACUGUCCAUGAACCCAAAUCAUCCGCCAGGCGGCCCAGUGGGUCCUCCCACUCCCCAGGGCGAUCAGACAUUCGACGAGCGAGCCUUCAGCCAGUCCCCAGCCUUGGCUGUGGGAGGCAGCAUGACACCAUCUUCGGCGCGCGCGACGCCCGAGCAGAAGCGCAAGUCCUAUGCUUCUGGUAUAUCGCUCUCGUCGAACUCGAGCUUGAACUCGUUGAAGGUUGGUCCUUCAUCAAUACCCUUGCGCACCAAUACCGCUCCGACAAGCUCUCGUCUGCCUGCGCCAAAGCCACGAAAUGUGCAAAGCUCAGCUGGUGGGGAGCAAGAAGAGGUGCCCCCUGUACCUGCCAUACCAAAAGCGUUUGAAUCUCCCAAGGACCCCGAGCGCAGCAGCUUUGCAUUCACAACACCAAAUUCAAAGAUGAGCGCGCCUCCUCAAGCACCUCAAGAACCAGUGUCAACACCCGACACGCAACGAGCCGAGCCUCGGCAGAACGAGACCCUGGAAGGCGGUCUUAUGAACAGGAGCACAGGGUCCAUCAGACAUCGACGGGGACUAACUGUUGGAGCUGGUACCGAAGGUGAGAGGACGCCCACGGUACAGCAGUCCAGCAAGAAGAACCUACAGCCAAUUAGACUGCCACCGCUGAAUCUGCUGCCGCUCGGCACACCGUUCAACAAUCGGAUAUCGUCUUUCCCUGCGCCCUCUGGUGAAGUGGCCGAGGGUAAUGUAACGCCACCGCCUAAACGUGCUGCCAAUAAAACGCCCAGUACGCCCAUGACAGCCUCCAAGGCGAACUUCUUCGCAAGGAACAACCACCACGACGAAUACCACAAACACUUGCGUAGCAGUAGCUCUGCCUUCAACCUGCGUGCUGCAGACUCGUCGCUUGAUACCCACCCGAACAUUGGUUCGAUUCCCGUUCCGACCUUGAACCCAACACGUCAAGCCACCACGCCUUUCUCAUCGAAUUCGUUACCAAAGGGUAGCGGGGAGUUCGCUCGAUUGCAGCCGCGACCUAGCGGCGAAUACAAAUCCUCUGCGAGGGAUGUGGAGAUGCAGAGUAUGGUUGCUGGCCCGCGGCCAUUACAAAAGAAGAACACGUCGGAUUCAAUACAGACGUCCACGUCAACCGAACCUGAAACGCCUUCUUCUGGCUCAUCUUUGCGGCGAAAGCUCAGCCUCAGUGGCUGGAGAAGAGCUUCAUCUAAAGCUGCAACACAUCAAUCGCAAAAUCUGCAGGUUCGAAAACCGGGCCCUCAGGGCGGUGAACCAAGACAGCAACCCCAGCCUCCCAAGCACAGCGAAAUGCCUCCACCGCGGCUACCUGCGUCUGCUACUUGGAGCGGUGCUAUUGGCACGAGCCCAAGUCCCGCCAAGAGUGGGAGUCGACCAUCCCUUGAUUUCGGGCGCCGCAAGCCCUCUGCAACAGCGGUUGCUAGUGAUACAGAGGUUGAGAAAUUAAGUGCUCGUAAGCCCGUAGGGAAUGCCGGAACACGUGCGGUAUCAGGCCACACAGACCAGGCUAAUAGCCAGGCGACACAGAAGUCAACGUCGAUCUUGACACCGAUGCAGCGGAUGCUGGGUACGAAGAGCUCGUCGAACAUGCUCAAAGCUCGUAAUCUCGAUUCAAACCUCGAUAGAGAUGACAUGUUGGCCGACGAAGAAAUGAAGAAGCUUGCUUCGAAGCGGAAAGACUUUGAGCAUGCGGCGCGCGAUGUCGACGAGCUCCGUAAGCGCGCCACGGCCAAGGAGCGUGUCAGUCCCAGUGAUGCUGUGCGCAUGGCCAAUUUGAACAUAUUCGAAAGAGGCGAGAUCAUCGACUACAAGGAGGUCUACUUCUGUGGAACGAAGAACGCCAAGAAGCACGUUGGCGAUCUUAAUGCGCAGACCGCAAACUUUGGCUAUGACGACGAACGCGGCGAUUACAACAUCGUCUUGGGAGACCAUCUCGCAUAUAGAUACGAAGUUGUUGAUGUUCUUGGCAAGGGCAGCUUCGGACAGGUUGUGCGUUGCGUAGACCACAAGACGGGAGGGCUCGAAGCGAUCAAGAUCAUUCGUAACAAGAAACGGUUCCAUCAGCAAGCUCUGGUCGAAGUCAACAUUCUCCAGAAGCUACGUGAAUGGGACCCCGAUAACAAGCACAGCAUGAUCAACUUCACCCAGAGCUUCUACUUCCGUGGCCAUCUUUGCAUCUCGACCGAGCUUCUUGGCAUGAAUCUGUACGAGUUCAUCAAGGCACACGAGUUCAAGGGCUUCUCCCUACGCCUUAUCCGUCGAUUCUGCAAACAGAUGCUGGCUUCGUUGACCCUCUUGAAGACCCAGAAAGUCAUCCAUUGUGACUUGAAGCCGGAGAAUAUUUUGCUUGCGCAUCCGCUUCACUCGGAAAUCAAGGUCAUCGAUUUCGGAUCCAGUUGCUUCGAAACCGAGAAGGUUUAUACUUACAUCCAGUCGCGAUUCUACCGAUCGCCGGAGGUCAUCCUCGGCAUGAGCUACGGUCUGCCGAUAGACAUGUGGAGUUUGGGUUGCAUCCUUGCCGAGCUGCUCACCGGUUACCCCAUAUUCCCUGGAGAGAACGAACAGGAGCAGCUUGCUUGCAUCAUGGAGAUAUUCGGACCUCCAGAGAAGCACCUCAUCGAGAAGAGCAGCAGGAAGAAGCUAUUCUUUGACUCCCUUGGCAAGCCCAGAGUCACUGUUUCCUCAAAGGGCCGCAGGCGACGACCCAGCUCGAAGACACUGCAACAAGCCCUGAAGUGUGACGAUGAGGCCUUCCUUGACUUCAUCACGCGCUGUCUGCGUUGGGAUCCCGAACGUCGAAUGAAGCCCGAUGAAGCGAUGCAGCAUGAGUUCAUCACUGGCGUACGCAAAACCAAUCAACAACGACGGCCAUUCAACGCCCCGUCCGGCACGUCUUCACCUGCGAAGCGAAUGCCGCCCCCACAGUCGGCACAGCCACGUGUCCGACCUCUUCCCGAGCCUCCCGUGUCUAGCUUCAGAAACGGGACCGCAGCCAGCGGACAACGUCAGGUGUCGAACAGCAACUCACCUGUGAAAACAUCUGCUCCCGCGAGACGCCACUCCACCGUGCAAGGACUUGCACCUGGAACAGCAGGUACUAAGCGUGCAGCAAACGGAGCGCCACUCAAUGGCGCAGGUGGAAGUGGACUGCCGCGCGCAGCACAGCGCAGUGUGUCAGGCAAACCAGACCUCGCUUCGGCGGCGGCUAUUGCCAGUCUCGUAAGUUCAGAGCAUCCCGGCCAGCUUGAUAUCGAUGAGUAG
Molecule: messenger RNA, 4488 nt
Organism: Alternaria viburni
Lineage: Eukaryota; Fungi; Ascomycota; Dothideomycetes; Pleosporales; Pleosporaceae
Exons: 4
Coding region: 1-4488 (1495 amino acids)
Biological process (GO): peptidyl-serine phosphorylation; peptidyl-threonine phosphorylation
Molecular function (GO): protein serine/threonine/tyrosine kinase activity; ATP binding; protein serine/threonine kinase activity
Source: RefSeq, a predicted model, not a curated record